GAAGGCUACGCAGCGUGCAAUCCCAUGCAAGUCGGAUUUGCGCGCGCCUUCUGCGACAUCCACUGUGUGCGGGAUGCCGUGAUCCGUGGCGAUCGGUCCAUCAUCCGGAACCUCGAGAUGGCAACGAAGAAGACCAACAACAACUUGAAGGCUCUGGUCAAGUGGUCAGUCGAUGCGUCUCACACGGACAUCGGGUGGAUUGGCGAGAAGCUGGACUACAUGCACAUCAUCAACACCGCCUACAUGCAGGAAAUCCAC
Messenger RNA from Symbiodinium necroappetens, 258 nucleotides. NCBI's taxonomy places the organism in Eukaryota, Dinophyceae, Suessiales, Symbiodiniaceae. The record is from the annotation of a GenBank genome assembly.